Messenger RNA from Botrytis cinerea B05.10, 1175 nucleotides. RefSeq lists its product as hypothetical. The record is from RefSeq and is a predicted model, not a curated record. Lineage: Eukaryota; Fungi; Ascomycota; Leotiomycetes; Helotiales; Sclerotiniaceae. The transcript has a single exon. Bases 39 to 1010 code for a protein of 323 amino acids.
GUUCACUACCACUUAUUCAUUCAUAGUUGAAUUACAAUAUGUUGCUCUCUGCAACCUCGCUUUUACUCCUCACGGUACCUGCUUUCGGGCAGACCCUUAAUGCCUGGAGACAGAACGUCUACGGAGAAGGAUGCUGCGGCUAUGCUGUAGACGGGAAUGUAACAACUUCCGAUGAAGUUGUCUCUUUACCAAAUACUCUUUCUCUUCUCUUCAACUUUAAAGCUGGAUAUAUCGGUUUUUAUGUUCAGUCCUCCGGUGCUUACAUUACCGACUACUAUGUUGAAGCUCUUGAGAGUACGACGUUCAAAGAUAUUAUUGUUGGAAAGGUUUCCAACGCUACAUCCAACUUUACUGUUGUCAAUUUUUACGACUCUGUUGGCGAAGCCGGAAUCUUUACAGAUACAAUGUCUUUCCAUGUUACUGGAGUAUCUGGUGGAAACAGUACCGCAUUUGUCAACGAGAUAUAUCCCAUCUACCCAGGCGACACAAUUGUAUACCCCUCCGGACAAUCCGCCCAACCCUCCCCAACCCAAACUACAACUGCAAUCCCAACACCAACACCAACCACAACCGUCUAUCCCACACCCACAGCUCCAGGUAUAACCCUCAACGCCUGGCCCACCAUCUCCGCCACCAAGCCCGUCGUUCAAGACAACGCAGGCACAUACGUCGAUGGUAAUCCAUCCACCGGCUUAAUCUCCUCGCGUUAUUUCCUCCUUUUCAAUACCGCUAGCACAUACGAAGGAUUCUACAUCUUAUCCCAAUCACCCAAUUAUAUCACCGAUUACCAUGUCAUUGCGCAAAAUCCUAUCACGUAUGCAAACGUUGAAGUCUGUCGCAUCACAAAUGCUACGUCAAAUUUCACUCUUUGUGCAUUUAAGGAUGAGGAUGGAAAUCCAGGGUUUAGGAGUGCAACGAUGUUCAUCUAUCAAGAUGGUGCGGAGGAUGGGAAACUUAACGAUGUUUAUCCUAUUUGGCCGGGUGAUGUAAUUGUCGACCCCAAUGCUUGAUUUGGGUAUGAGUUACGAUAUGUUAAUGUUAAUGAGUAUCUUUGACUAGAGAGAAACUGUCUUAGAUUUUUGUAGGAGGAUCCUAGGAAGGAGGGAAUCUAAGUUUCAGAUAUUUCCGGCCCAUAAAAAUUAAUGAAUAAUGUCAGCUAUCAAGAAUUACUUACA